GAUUCCAAAACAGCUUUACCCAAACUAUCGUCUGAUACCUCUGACCUGACCGUAUUAGUGCUAGAAGACGAGCCAUCCGAACGAUUCAUUUAUUAGCUUCAGAAAAACCUAAAUCAGGCAAACACAACAUCUAUCAUCUUUGGAUUCAGAAUAAUAAUAUGGAUUCAGAAUUAACAAAUAAAAUAAAAGAAGCAGUGUUGGAAGUCCUUCAAAAUUCAGACAUGGAAUCCACCACUGAAUUUCAAGUCAGACAAUCAGCAUCCGAAAAGCUCGGAAUCAAUUUAUCUGAACCCGAACGGAAAAAGCUUGUACGGAAUAUCGUUCAGACGUACCUCGAAGAACAACAAGCUAAAGCUGAAGGUAAGGAAAAAAGUGAACAAGAUGAUGAAGAAGAAGAAGAACAAAGUGAAGAUGAUAAUAAGAAAAAAGGUGGCAAAGAAUAUGAUGAUGAAGGAGAUCUUAUUAUUUGCAGAUUGUCGGAUAAAAGAAGGGUGACGCUUACUGAAUUUAGAGGGAAAAGUUUGGUGUCAAUAAGGGAGUACUAUAGAAAAGAUGGCAAAGAGCUUCCUAGCUCUAAAGGUAUCAGUUUGACUGCUGAGCAAUGGACUACCUUCAGCAAGAAUGUGCCUGCAAUAGAGAAAGCUAUCAAGAAAUUGGAGGAAAGGAUGAACUAAAUAUCUGAUCUUUAAGGUGCAACUCAAAGCUUAACGGCAUUGUAGUAUUUAGAAAUAAACCCUAUCUAUUGUAACUCAUCGGGUUCCUAUUAUAGUGCACCAUGUUUUGUUCUCUUUUGGUCUCCCCAGUGUUCUUUCAUAUGUCGUUUUUACUGUUGAAAACAUUUUAAGAACCCUCAAAUAGGUAAUAUAGACUCAUGUUUGAUAGUUAGUGUAUAAACUAUUAAUUUCCCGUGCUACCAA
Erigeron canadensis is the source of this 917-nucleotide messenger RNA. RefSeq names its product RNA polymerase II transcriptional coactivator KELP. Gene Ontology annotation, molecular function: transcription coactivator activity; DNA binding. Bases 159 to 674 code for a protein of 171 amino acids. The record is from RefSeq and is a predicted model, not a curated record. Gene Ontology annotation, biological process: positive regulation of transcription initiation by RNA polymerase II. NCBI's taxonomy places the organism in Eukaryota, Viridiplantae, Streptophyta, Magnoliopsida, Asterales, Asteraceae. The transcript has 3 exons.